Messenger RNA from Esox lucius (northern pike), 5064 nucleotides. It is a transcript of the gene tab2, whose product is annotated as TGF-beta activated kinase 1 (MAP3K7) binding protein 2. Gene Ontology annotation, biological process: positive regulation of protein kinase activity. The transcript has 8 exons. Gene Ontology annotation, molecular function: K63-linked polyubiquitin modification-dependent protein binding; ubiquitin binding. The record is from RefSeq and is a predicted model, not a curated record. Bases 497 to 2698 code for a protein of 733 amino acids. NCBI's taxonomy places the organism in Eukaryota, Metazoa, Chordata, Actinopteri, Esociformes, Esocidae.
GGUGCUUGGUUGUGCAGCCGCCAUAUUCUUUGACAGUAUUUUGAUUCGUAUCUGUUGGAAGUGAAGAAAAGAGAAAAUAAGGGGGAGUAGAGGAGGUAAAGAAGAGCUGUCAAAAUAAUUCCAGUGUCUCUGAAACAGUGGGGGCUAUUGUAACCCCGCACUCGAGUGACAACAGAGAAGGCCUUGGUGCCUUGGAAACUCCGUCUACGAAGUCCACCUCUCGGCUUUUCUUUCAGCACCACGGCCCUGUGGAGAUUCGGUGGCUGUGUCUCGGGUGUUGAAGGUGGCCCGGGGAGCGGCGGCGGAGACGUGCCUGUUGCCUCAGAAAAUGGGAGAAGCGUGAACCACAUCCUACUGUGAGACCGUGCUCACUGUCCCCCUCGCCUCUGGUUGACUUUGAAGAUGCUCAAGCUGUGGCUGAGGUUCUGCUACCACUGAGGGAUCGUCGGUGUGCUGAACGGAGCAGGCAAAACGGUCCCGACCCGGCAGUACACGAAUGGCCCAGGGAAGCCACCAGAUAGACAUUCAGGUUUUGCACGACCUGCGCCAGAAGUUCCCAGAAGUCCCGGAGGGUGUCGUGUCCCAGUGUGUUCUGCAGAACAACAACAACUUGGAUGCCUGUUGCGAGUACCUGUCCCAGGUGAGCCCGGGUUACCUGUACUUCGAAGGAGGAGCCCUAAACCACGCCGACGACCCCAGCUUCACCCGGCUCCGGAAUCACAUGACCCAGCUCAACCUGGGCCUGCAGUCUCAGAAUGUGCACGUGGCCCCGGGGCGGGACAGCCUGAGGAUGAACGGCAGCCGGACCCUGUCCCACAGCCUCAGCGACGGGCCCCUCCAGGCCGGACAGGCCCCCAACAGUGACUUCUUCCAGCCGGAGCCCCAGUCGGCCCCGCCGCAGGUGCCCGCCGGCCUCAAUGUGUUCGGCGUGAUGGAGCCGGCGCCGCGCAAACCCCAGCCCCCGCAGCACCUGGGACUCUACCAGCGGGGCGGCAAAGGACAGUCCAGCGGGCAGCCGACGCCCCGCUUCAACCCCAUCACCGUGACGCUCGCCCCCAACAUUCAGCCCGGCCGCAGCACCCCGACUUCUUUGCACAUACAUGGCGGGCCCCACGCGACCUCCGGCCUGAGCAGCCCCCAGUCCAUCUACAUCCGACCCUACGUGACCCAGCCUGGCGGUACGACCCGGCAGCAGCAUCCGGGCAGGGCCCAGUAUAGCCCCACCUCCCAGCAGCAGGUCUACCAGAUCUCCCAUCCCACCUCGCUGCCCGGCUCCUCGCAUACCUCACAGCACCAGUCCCCGGGCCACCGGACCUCCCACGUCUACAUGCCCAUCAGCUCCCCCACCAACCCGCAGGCCCCUUCCUCCAUCCUGCAGCCUCCCCCCGGGGGCCAGGGCCCGUCCGGCGCGCCCUCGUUCAGCCAGUACAACAUACAGAACAUCUCGACCGGGCCGCGCAAGAACCAGAUAGAGAUCAAACUUGAAUCUCCUCAGAGGAGCACCUCCUCCACCGCCACGGCCGUCCUGCGUCCCGGCAGCAGCUCCCGCCCCAACUCCUCUUCCUCCUCUUCCUCCUGCCCCUCUUCCUCUGUGGUGACGGCCCCUGGGCCGACCAGCACCCCCCUGUCCAUCGGCGGCGCCGGCCUGAGCCGCAGCCAGCCCACUGUUUACAUCUCCUCCAGCCCGCCCAGCGCCGCCACGCCCUCCGACGAGGUCAGCGCCGCCCCCUCCGGCUCGCGCUCUCAGCCCAAAUUCUACAUCACUGCCAACAACAACGAGGACGGAGGGGGCCGAAACACCCCGACCGUCUACAUCUCGGCUCAGCCCCCCCCGCACGGGUCCCAGGGGUCUCGGAAUAUCGGGGGCCAGGUGAGCAUGGGCCCCGCUUACAUCCACCACCACCCGCCCAAGUCUCGCGGUUCCGUGGGAGGGGCCGGCACGGCCACCUCCCCCCGCGUGGUGGUCACCCAGCCCAACACCAAGUACACUUUUAAAAUCACGGUGUCCCCCAACAAGCCCCCGGCCGUUUCCCCCGGGGUCGUGUCACCCACCUUCGAGGCCACCAACCUCCUCAGCCUGCCCCCGGACCACCAUUUUGUGGAGCCGGACCCCCAUCAUCUUUCCGACCCGCUGUCGGCGCACCGGGAAAGGCCCAGCGAGUCACGGAGACUGAGCGUGGGCUCAGAUGACGCCGCUUACACCCAAGCCCUGCUGGUUCACCAGAAGGCCCGCAUGGAUCGGCUGUGGCACGAGCUGGAGCUGAAGAAGAAGAAGCUGGAGAAACUAAAAGAGGAGGUGAACGUGAUGGAGAACGACCUGACCCGGAGGCGGCUAGAGCGAUCAAACUCCCAGUCCCAAAUCCCCUCGAUUGAGGAAAUGCAGCAGUUGCGAUGCAUAAACAGGAGACUGCAGAUCGACAUUGACUGCUUAACCAAAGAAAUCGAUCUCCUUCAAACACGAGGACCACACUUUAAUCCCAGUGCCAUUCAUAACUUCUAUGACAACAUUGGAUUCCUAGGUCCUGUCCCACCCAAACCCAAAGGUACUUUAUCUGUUGAGUUGAGGAGUAAGAGCCCAAAGACGGUAGCAGAUCAGGAGGAAGACGAGGGGGUGCAGUGGAGUUGCACGGCUUGCACCUUCCUCAACCACCCUGCCCUCAACCGCUGUGAACAGUGCGAGUUCCCACGACACUUCUGAGCCACGAGCUCACCGACAAUAGCCACAUCCACCCUGCUUACCAGUGCCGAUUGAGGAGAAGUAGAUUAGAGGGUUUUUUUUCCUUUCCUUUUGUAGUUGUCAGAAAACGGGCAGGGUUUUGUAGUUUCUUUUUAUUUAGAGCUUUUUUUUUUUUUUUUUUUUCUCAAGAUAUGUAGAAUGCUGUCCACUGAAAGCUUGACUGGAUAGUGUUUACAGGUUGUGUUACUUUACUAAGCCAGCAAAGUUGGAUAUUUACCUCAUCUUGGAGUCUCUGCAUGCAUGGGGUCAACCCGCUCACUUCCUGUUCGACGCUUGACAGGCGACUUUACCCCUGGGGAGGCCUUGCUGCUUCCAUUUACAGUAUUAUCGGUGUUGUCCUGCAGUGACACACAAACACACACACACACACACAAACAAACCAACCAACGUGGAUGCCAACAUGCCUUUUUGCAUUUUGUUUUUUCUUCUGUGAUGGCUGACUCAGGAAUGGGAACUUUGGUCAGCCGUCACGUGACACCUGAAGGGAAAACUAACAGACUACUUUUGGACACUGUUUUUCAGUUGCUGUUUCUAUAGGAUGACAAGGGGAAACUAGCAGUGUUUUUACUGCCGCCAGAGCUUGCCUUUUGUCCUCCCCUGUUGUUUUUUAGAGUCUCUUCGAUCUACAGGAGAAAAAAAACGGAAACUAAAUUGCAUGCUUUGUGUACAGUACAUGGAGGGAGAAAUGUGCCCUCGUGGUUUUAACUGUACAUAAUUUUAGAAUGUGCCUUAAAUGCCUUCUUCCUUACACUAUGAAUCACUUGUAUUUCCUGUAAGUAUAGCUUUAUAGACUUUAUUAAUUUUGUGUUGUCUUGUUUUGUUUCCAUUUACUUUCGAACCAAUAAGCACGGUUUCCCUUUUUAAGCUUUUUACUUGAUUUCUGUGAGAACUGAAGAGUUGCAGGAGAGGGAGUUGUAUGAGAACUAUUCCAUCAUGAAGCUUUGUCUGUUCAUCGCUUGUGUAAAUGCUGAAUUUCCUGUGUACGAUCUGCAGAUGCAACAAAGUCAAAAGGUGGAGUUAUUUUUAGGAUGCCAGAGCUCUUGGACUGGUGAGAGGAAAGCUCUAAACGCAGUACGACGAACUGCCAUCUUAUCUGACAACUGGAAUGUAGGUUUAAUAUUUGGGGACUUUCACACCUCAGUGCCAUGAGACGCAUGGAUUUUACAGUUCAUCGUAAAACUUGUCAAAACAACUUUGAUGGAGAAAGACAAACUUUGGGAAUGAUGCCCAUGUACAGCUAGGUGGAAGACUGCGGUUUCGUGUAGGGGUUUCAGAAUUUUAGUAUUUUGCAAUGCAUAAUAAAUUGGGUUUUCUGGAAUGUUUCAAAGAUCAGGGUGAAUGUUUUAAAGUAUUCCUAUUUCAAAGCAGCAAGUAUUUAUACACAGUCACCUCCAAUAUGACUGGCACCUUUGGUAAAGAUAAUCAAAAAGGCUAUGGACAAAACCCAAAUAGUAAGUUAUAUUGUAUGCAAAAAGAUUUGGGGCCAUUUUAUUAUUUUUGGCCAACGACAAGUACAUAGAGUCAGAUGGGGGGAACCACUGGCAGUGAUCUUACAGAUUAAUCCAUACCUUUGAUGUCCCUCAUCAGUGCUUAUGGAGGUGUUGGAAUAUAGAAAAGGUUUGCCAAUAAAUUUGCCCCCUAAUGUUUUUGUUGUUUAUCUAAGAAAUAGUUUUAGAUUAAAAUAAAUAUUUUCCUGUGUUUCGAGCAUACACUAGCUUAGUAUUUUAUACGGCCUCUUUUAUUCAUGUUUUCCAUAGGUGCCAUAGGUGAUUUUGAAGGUGGCCAUGUUCCUUAGAUUUCCCCAGUCCAGAAAUGAACUUCUCUAAAGAAAAGAAAAUAAGGACAGUUCCAUGGUUAUAUUUCUAAAAGUGAGACAGGGUGACUGUCCUCUAUCUAUAAUCUUUUUAUUUGGUUUAAUUUUGUCCUGUGAAGCUUUUAUUUGAUGAGGAUGAUUUAAAAGAUUACCAUGGUACUCAUUUUGCCUUAGUUGUGAAUUGUUUAUUUACGUGCUGUGAUCUGCUGCCUUACAUCAUGGCCUUAGAAUGGCAGUUGCAUUGACAAUCUAUGCAGUCAUGUCAUAAAAGCACAUUAUUGUCAAAAAGCCAAAUUCUUAGUUGUCUCUUAAGCACUUAUGUCAAGUCUGUAAAAACCCCAAAGAAACCAAGUUUUCAGCUUUAUCUGCAGCUCUGUGUGAAGUCGGUUCAUACAUGUUUUAUUAAUUAAAAAUAACUAAUUUGGAUAUCUAAAGUGUUUGAUUUUAGCUGGGAAAACUGUCUUUGUAACAGAUAAGUUAUUUGUAAAAAAUAAAAAAAAUCUAUUCUGAAAUU